GCCCAUAACAUAACACAACGUCCACAGUCUUUGGCUUGCAGUUGCUAACAUGUCCCGCAGAUGAUGAAAAGCCAGCGUGUUAUUAUGAGUACGAUUCCUCCUCCUCGAGCUUCUCAGACUCUCCCUUCACCGGGCUUCAGUGGUCAGGUUGUGAGAGGAGAUGGGAAGAGUGAUAUAAGCGUUCGACACACCAAUCUUGUUAACUAUCGGACGCGAUGAAGGCAUCUCUGAACCUUGAAACUUGGAAGGCAUCGAUUCUGGGGGACAAUGGAUAGUCGGAUCCGUGGCCUCAUGCAUUGAUCUCAAAGAAUCACAGAACUCCCCCAACCCCCGAAUUUCCUUCCGUUUUCUUUACAUAUCCCAUACACACUCCGGGACGAGACCAGCGGUACUGGGGGACGGUGGGCUUUAGUCUGCCUAUGGCUCCGCGCCCCUUGGACAGGCUACAUCUCGUAACCCUCGUCAAUCUGAAUCCCCUUCAGUGUCCAAUGAUACAUACAGCUUCCUUCACAAGUGCAUCUUCUCUAUAUCCUUACCUCCCGCGCUUGCCUAGUUGAGGCCCAGGUAAGAUGCUGUGGUGGUGGACAUCAUGUAUUACUUAUGAAGUACCAACUAAGCAAGGAGAGACCAGGCAAGCGAAGAGGAAUAUACAUAUCGGUAUUUUGGAGUUAUUUCUAUCUGUGAGAGGAAAGGAUUCGAACCUAGUGUUCCGAGGAUUGUUGGUUGCCCACGGUUGAAGUAAAAUAGCGGGCGCGGUGUAUUGAUCGCAGCAUCAGCGUGGUUCCCAGAGGUGUAAACUCAUAAUGUAACCAUUCUAUUGAAUCCAGGAUGUCUUGUCCUCUUCUACCUGGUAUCUCCUUACACUGACCGACGCCCUUGGCACCGGAACCUUUUGAGCCCCUCCUCGAACCCUGCGAGCCUGCCCUCCGCAUCGACUGACCAGGAGCCUAAAACUCACCAAUCACAGCCACGGCCCGCCCAUGACGCCGCUGCACUUCACGAACCCUUGGACAAGCGAGCCCCAACACUGAGAGCCAGCUCAGCCGGCCGUUGCCACUGAACGAGACGAGGUACUAUCAGUACCCAGAGCCAGACCAUCCAUCCCAGACAAGAUACGAAAGAAAUUGGAUUCGCAGGAUCGCGUAUAAUUCUACAUCAUGCACCGGCCAUUCACUCAGUCACCUGUGAUUGUGGACGUUGCCAGCAAGCUUUAGUGACAAGGCCAUCGUCGCAACUUUAAUAAGUUCUGUUGUAUCAUUUCGAGUAGAUUGGAUUGCUGGCUUCCGAGCGACAAAGCUUCCGGCCUAGAACCACCAUCAACAGCAACUUCGAAACCCUCCAAGCAAAUAUAUCCUCCAACUACUGUCCCAGCGACAACAGAACAUACCGGAUAAAUCACAGAAACGAAACGCGUUCCCAUUGACCUGAUAAUCUCCUAGCUGCGACGUACCAGAAGCUGCCCAUUGCCAACAGGUGGCUGUCGCAAGCCCCCGCUGGGCCGUCCUCAGUUGAGAUGGCGAGCUCGUUCGAGAAGUCGGUGAAGGGGGCAACAAAGAUCAAAGCCGCUCCGCCGAAGUCGAAAUACAUCGAGCAUAUUCUGAUUGCGACUCACUCUGGAGAAGCAGGGGUCGCCGAGGUGUUCCGCGCCUUGCAGAAUCGCCUACGAGAUUCGACAUGGACAGUUGUAUUCAAAAGUUUAAUCACAGUUCAUCUGAUGAUACGAGAGGGUUCACCGGAUGUGACGUUGGGAUACCUGGCACGGCAUAGGAACAUGCUUGCUAUAAGCAGCUUCUCUGAUGGUAUGUUGGAGCGAAACUUUUGAAAGGCACUUGCCAUGGAAGGCAACUCCAUUGAGACCGUGCUGACGGAGCAUGGCAAAGUCCAAACACAGGGCCGCAACAUUCGACAUUACACAAAUUACCUGAGCGAAAGGGCGAGGGCGUACCGAGAAACGAAGACCGACUUUGUCCGAGGAGCGGAGAAUCGUCUAGAGAAGAUGACCGUGGACAAAGGACUUCUGCGUGAGACGGAGACCGUUCAGCACCAGAUCACAGCGCUGCUGAAAUGCGAUGUCCUGGAUAACGAACCCGAGAACGAGAUCACAAUUACGGUAUUUCGAAUGCUCGUUCUGGAUCUCCUAGCCAUGUUCCAUGUAAUGAACCAAGCCAUGAUCAAUAUUCUGGGUCAUUUUUUCGAAAUGUCAAGACCAGAUGCUGAACGUGCAAUGGAGAUUUAUAAGAACUUUACGAAGCAAACAGAUUUCGUGGUUCAGUACCUCAGCACCGCUCGACAAUAUGAGCAUCAGACUCGGGUCGAAGUACCGAAACUGAAGCAUGCGCCCGUGAACCUUGGGAAACAACUUGAGGACUACCUCAUGGAUCCAGAUUUUGAGGUCAACAGGAGACAGUACAUCGCUGAACAGGAGUCGAAGUCGAAUCGAGCCAAUGGCACGAGUAAGGCAUUCUCAGCGCCUUCGAAAAGUGACUCCGAGUCUCGUGCCGCGGCGGGAAAGGCAUUCCCUGAUGCACAACCAGUUACCUCAAAACCAGACCAACCUGCGAAAGGACCCGACCCAGAUCUGAUCGAUUUCUUUGGAUCUAUCGAGCAGAACCAACAACCGAUGGCAACCCAAGCCGGCAUGCAACAACAAGCUCCACAAUUCAACAAUGGAGCGCCCUACCAGGUGCAGCCUCAGCAGUUUCAACAGAAUGGAUUUGUUCAGCAACAACAAACCGGGUUCCCAGGUGCAAAUCCAUUCGGCCAGCCAAAUCAGCAACAGCCCUUCAAUACCGGAUUUGGAGGUGCUCAGCAACAGCCUCAAGUCCAAACGAAUUUUACAGGGGCUGGGUUUGGAGGAUAUACGCCUCAAGCUUCAUUCCAACCUGGAAACCUUUCCUCAAUUCCCCAGGAUUCUCCUUCCUUCCAACAACAGCAGAUGGCUAUGGGGAACAUGCAGACUGGAGCUCAGCAGACCAAUCCGUUCCGUCAAUCGAUGAUGGCAAAUCCUACAGGAAUGCCUGGACCGAGCUUUCCAGCCUCGCCUCCCAUCACUUCCCCCGUCACCCACCAAUCCACCAACCCAUUCGCGAAGUCUAUAUCUCCCGUCGGGCAACCAUUUUCGCCACCUCCUGACCAGCAGUUUCAGCAACAACAAGUCCAGCAGCAACAGACCCCUGCACCGAUUCGACCAAUGGCUACUGGGACGAAUCCCUUUGCAAAGAACAUUGUCAUGAACAACUUGGCUCAGCGACCCCAAACGAGCGGAGGCUUGAUGCCACAGCCCACUGGAAGUACGAACCCAUUCCGUCAAAGCCAGUUCGUCAACACAGCUACAGGAUCAGGCUGGCAGCAUAACCAGCAGCCAAUUGGGGGUGGACUUGAUAAUAUGGAGACUGUUCCGGUGUUUCCACGGCCAGCUCAACAACAAGCAUGGCAGCAAUAA
Messenger RNA from Cadophora gregata, 3442 nucleotides. RefSeq lists its product as uncharacterized. The transcript has 5 exons. Gene Ontology annotation, cellular component: clathrin-coated vesicle; clathrin-coated pit. Gene Ontology annotation, molecular function: clathrin heavy chain binding; phosphatidylinositol-4,5-bisphosphate binding; SNARE binding. The record is from RefSeq and is a predicted model, not a curated record. The coding region runs from base 1835 to 3442 and encodes 535 amino acids. Lineage: Eukaryota; Fungi; Ascomycota; Leotiomycetes; Helotiales; Ploettnerulaceae. Gene Ontology annotation, biological process: vesicle budding from membrane; clathrin-dependent endocytosis; clathrin coat assembly.